Messenger RNA from Periophthalmus magnuspinnatus, 2786 nucleotides. RefSeq names its product sterol O-acyltransferase 1 (gene soat1). The transcript is spliced from 16 exons. Lineage: Eukaryota; Metazoa; Chordata; Actinopteri; Gobiiformes; Gobiidae. The record is from RefSeq and is a predicted model, not a curated record. Gene Ontology annotation, molecular function: cholesterol O-acyltransferase activity; fatty-acyl-CoA binding; cholesterol binding. Gene Ontology annotation, biological process: cholesterol metabolic process; cholesterol efflux. Gene Ontology annotation, cellular component: endoplasmic reticulum membrane. Bases 207 to 1898 code for a protein of 563 amino acids.
GACGUCAUAAGGAGGAGAGACGCACAGCCAAUCCCCGCGAGGCGCGUGCUCGCCUCAGUUUUAUACAAUGGAGAAGGUGUGCAGCUCUCACACUGAUGCCGUGGAUCAACAUUUUAGAGACGCUUCGCACACGAUCACCCCGGACAGACGCACAUUUUAGUCCAGACAACAACGCCAAAUAAAGCCUGAGGAGGUUCUGACUUAGGAUGGACACUGAGGGAGAAGGUGGUCUCCGGUCUCGAUGUCGAGCCAUUCCUAAAAUGCCAGUUCUCCCUGACCUCAGUGACACCAUGGAUGAUGGACCUUCAACUAAACACCCACAAAAUGGAGAAAACUACUUAAAAACAAAUGGAAAAAUUGAAGUGGAACAUGUAAUAAGCAAAAAGCUACAACUAAAAAGAAGAGCUGAGUUUUUGAAGAGUGACCUGAUGCGUCAGUUUGACACUCAUGUCAAUGACUUUAUGGACAGUCUCAUUGAAGAAUCUGCUACCCUGGAGCCUGCGCCAGUAUCUGCUGUAUUCUCCCCGCCCCUUUCAGACAAGGAGAGGAACAAACUCCGGCAUUUUCGUCCCCCUCAUGGUCAAGGAAAACAGUUUGUGAGUCGGAGGUCUCUUCUAGAUGAAUUGUUUGAGGUCAACCACAUUAGGACCAUUUACCACAUGUUCAUUGCCCUGCUCAUUCUCUUCAUCCUCAGUACUUUAGUGGUGGAUUUCUUGGAUGAAGGCAGACUAGUUCUGGAUUUUGACCUGCUUGUCUAUGCGUUCGGACAGUUUCCUUUGGUGGUCUCCACAUGGAUUUGCAUGUUCCUGUCUGUCCUUGUGGUGCCAUACACUCUGUUCUAUUUUUGGUCCCAGAGUCAGACUGGUUCUAGCAGUUACUCCAGGCUCUGUAGUGUGCUGUUUGGUUCUAUGUAUUUGCUUUACCAGGCUUUGGGUCUGGGACUUUUGCCUGCUUAUGUUGUUGUGAUCAACAAUCUGCCACCUGCAUCCCGCUUCAUCAUUAUCUUAGAACAGGUCCGAUUGAUUAUGAAAGCCCAUUCUUUUGUUAGAGAAAAUGUGCCAAAAGUGUUAGCUUGGAACAAGGACAAAGGGAGCCCCAACCGACAGGUCCUUCAGGUUUCUAAUUAUCUGUAUUUUUUAUUUGCUCCAACUCUUAUUUAUCGAGACAACUAUCCCAGAAACCCAAUGAUAAGAUGGGGCUACGUGGCCACAAAGUUUCUUCAGGUUCUAGGCAGUCUGUUUUAUGCCUAUUAUGUGUUUGUACGACUCUGCAUACCUCAGUUUCGCAGCAUCAGUCUACAGUCCUUUGACCUGCGGGCCAUGGUUCUAUGUGUCUUCAACUCAAUCCUGCCAGGAGUGUUGGUUCUGUUCUUGGGAUUUUUUGCCUUCCUUCAUUGCUGGCUGAAUGCUUUUGCUGAAAUGCUUUGUUUUGCUGACAGAAUGUUUUACAAGGACUGGUGGAAUUCAACCUCUUUUGCCAAUUACUAUCGCACAUGGAAUGUGGUGGUCCAUGAUUGGCUUUACUACUAUGUGUAUCGUGACUUUUUGUGGAUUUCACAGAAACGUUUUCGAGCUGGAGCCAUGCUUUUUGUGUUCACAGUGUCCGCUGUGGUCCAUGAGUAUAUCCUUGCUGUCUGCUUUGGCUUCUUCUAUCCAGUACUGUUUUGCCUCUUCAUGUGUUUUGGAAUGAUGUUUAACUUUAUUCUUCAUGACCAAAGAAAAGGACCCAUCUGGAACAUAAUCAUGUGGACAUCCCUGUUUUUGGGCCAGGGCGUCAUUAUCUGUCUGUACUCUCAGGAGUGGUAUGCCCAAAUCUACUGCCCCUUAAAAGAGCCCUCCUUCUUUGAGAUAUUAAAGCCGAGAUCCUGGAGCUGUGAGAGAGGUACAAUUGCAGACUAAAAUCUGUGCUUGGAUUGCUUCCCCUGAAGAUUCUUGAGUAAAUGCCAGCCAGCUUUUCUUACACUUACAUGAUUGUUUUAUUGUAAUGCACAAAAAAUGUAUAAUGAAUAAUCCAUGAAUGUAUGUAUAGACACUUAUCAAUCAAGUGUGUUACACUAAAACAGCAAAAGCUUUACUUUGUUUUAAGUUACAGUAAAAAAAAAAAAAAAAAAAAUCUAUCUAAAGAUUUUUGAAGACUUAAUUUCUGUAUACAUACUAUGGAUUUUUAGCAUUUAAACUCAUAAAUGGUGCAACUUAUUCUUGUGUUUGCAAUAACGAAAAGGCAGCUAAAUGCAAACAUUAAUUUGAAGUAUUAUUCAGAAAAUGGUUAUUUACAGUCAAAAGACUGUAAUAGUAUUGGCUUUAACAUUGACCACAUUUGGUCAAAGAAUUUUGUAACUAAUGCACUAAUGCUACUAAUGGACUUGCACAAGGAACAUUUCAUAUAAUAGUAAAAGAAUGUAUCAAUAUAAAGUGUGUCUGAAAUACAUGGUUGUCUUAAGCUUUCAACUGAAUUGUGAAAAAGACCUUUACUUACGUCUUCUUUUUUUGAAAAUGCUUAAAAUACAAACAACCACACGGUGGCAGUGUAUUAACUACUAAAAGACCGCGUAUGCACAAUUGCCAGGACACAUCAGGAUUGUGAUUAAAUGUUCUCAUUAUGUUUUUUAGUGAGCUAUAUGUAUUGGUUUCAUAUGGCUUAAUGAGACAUGUCUUUCAUAAUGAUGUGGACUGCAGAUAUCUAAAUGCUUUGUAUUUUUGAAGCUACUAUUUAUUUAUCUGUUCGGCCAUAGUGUAAUUUAAAUUGACUGUGGAUUAAUAUUACUAUGGAAAAUAAAUGUUUCAAAC